AUGUCUUCCACCCUCUCGUUCCUCGACCAGUUCAACGCCCCCUCGACCGAAGGCGGGAAAAGGCUCUCAAUCUACACCCCUAAGCACACCCACGUCGGCGAUAGCACCUUGCUGACGCUCCUUCUCAGUAAUCCCACCGACGUUUUCAACCAGCUCAAAGCCCACAACCCCGAGGCAACCAAUGCCACCGACCGCGCUGCACUAGAGGCGUAUCUCUCCGCCCGCCGCGAAUACGACGAGGCUGUCAAGGCAGCCGACGAGGCCAUCGACCACCACAAGCGGCUCCUACGCCAACAGGACGACCGCUUGCCCAUCGCUUUCAACCGCUCCUACCGCGCAGCAUCCGGACGCGACACAACAAAUUCAUCCCGCGUGCCAUCCCCAACGCAUACCUACCCCUACCCGCACCCCUACCGACGUCUGCCUUCAGGCGCCCCCCGAUCCCAUCCCCUUUCCUCCAAGCAACGCCGCGGAGCACUACCAUCCCGGCUGACUGGCAACCCAACCCUGGUUGGACCCCGAAGGGAAGUUGCAGGCGAUGCGGAUCGUCUCGACACUGGGUACGGGACUGUCCGGACGUACGAUGCGCAGGAUGCGGAAAAGAAGCCCCUGGACACCUGGAGCGGGAGGGUGGUCGUCGACAACGUGUUCCUCGAGGGAAUCAUCAACGAGGCGAAGGAGAGGAAGGAGAGAGAAAGGCAGAUGAAAGUGAUACCCAUCCCUCCACCGUGUAGCGCUAACCCCGAACCCCCGGCCAGUCCCGUUGCGGGACCUUCACGCCCCCGCCCCGAUACACCCAUCGUCUUUCGCAGAGUCGACCCCGACUGGACACCCGACACCACUCAAUGGACGUGGGACAGCUCCUGGCCGAAUCAGAAGCACCUCUCUGGCGAGGAAUGGAUGAACGUAGGGAGGAACGCGCGCAAGGAGUGGUUCGAUGAAGAGGAGGACGACGGCGUAGAUUGGGAGUUGUAUGGAGAUGGUGAGCAACCUCUCGCGGCGUGUGCUGUAGACACGCAAAGUAAAUCAACUGUAACUGGCCACUCAUCACCCGAGAACCAGUCCUCCUCCGCCAUGUGGGAGGCAGAUGGGACAGUCCCUCACGAGGUAUCCGACACGCUGGGGGUACCUCGAGAUGUAGUGGCCAACUUGGCUGAGCUGACCAGGUCACAAAUGAACAACAACACGCUUAUUGAUCGCGACACACAGGUCGCGCUUGGGCUCUACAUGGAGGGGAAUGACACAUGGGACCUCGGCACCACAAUGGGCGCCGUCAUGAACGACUCAGGUAAUAUGCAAGGGUUGUCCACCACCGAGGAAGCGGAGUCGCCCACAUCGCCACUGAGUGGUAAAAACACACUGAUCAAUGUGGACGAAGAGGUAUCCAUGAGCGUCGCAAUGGAGGAAGGCACCGUCGAGGAGUAUGGAGCGGGAGUUGUACGUCAGCCAUCCUCCCUUCGUAAUCCUGGGAUCCUGACGUCUAAUCAGGACAUCACACUGUCCAUGUACCAGUCAUCCACAGCAUCAGCGUACCCGGGAGACGGCACGCCCAGUGCUGGGCCAUCGAGAUUCCCGGGUGCGCUCGACUACACGCUCGGUUGGGCACAGGGUGACCCCAUUCCCUCGACAACCCAAUCAUUGUAUGGGAGCAGAGAUUCUGUAUCCCGUACAAUCGAUCCUGGUCUGUUGUGGACAGAGCAGGACCACAUUGAAACGAAAUACACAAGUUUGCUCGAUGACGAGGAUGAGGAGGGGAACGAGGACCUCGAGGAAUGCGACGACGACGAGGUGUAUGACGACGACACUUCCAUUCUCCACGCAGAAGAUGAAGACAAUGCACCUCUUGUAUCCAACGAGGGCGAUUCUGCAAUCGUCGACGACGACGGCGUCAGCAUUGAAGUAGCCGCCAACUUGCCACCUUUCGCCCGUUUCCUCGACAGGCGCACAACUCGUUCCCAGACUCGUUCGCCUUGUGAAAACAAUGGUUUGACGAUGCCCGAUGCCUCGCGUGGGCAAAAGCGCAGGGCUGACGAAGACGGCGAGGACGACGAUGACGACGAGAAGGCAGUGAAGAGAGCCCGGAAGAGAAAGGCAAAGGACACUGGACAGAUGAAGCAGAAAACGAAGCCAAAAGCAAAGCGUACAGCGAAGGCAAAGGGUAAGGCGAAGGCAAGCAGCACGAAGAACAAGGCAAAGGCUGGCAACACUAAGAGCGAGGGAGAAAGGUUCCCAUGCUUAUGCAGUUGUCCGAAGAGAGACCCAGACGACCUCGAGAAACCCCCCUGGCCCCACUGCAAGGAGCCCUUGUGCAGAGGCGAUUCGGUCAGGCGACAUAUCGAAGAGGGUGCGUGUCCCGCCUUGAAACAGUCACCUGGAGAGUCGAAGGAGUCCGGAGCGUCGAGUGACGGGAACGACGGUAAGCGCAAGGGUGGAGACAAGGGUGGUCGUGGUGGAGGAAAGGGCGGUCGUGCCUAA
Molecule: messenger RNA, 2475 nt
Organism: Postia placenta MAD-698-R-SB12
Lineage: Eukaryota; Fungi; Basidiomycota; Agaricomycetes; Polyporales; Adustoporiaceae
Exons: 8
Coding region: 1-2475 (824 amino acids)
Source: RefSeq, a predicted model, not a curated record